This is a messenger RNA of Austrofundulus limnaeus, 721 nucleotides long. RefSeq lists its product as uncharacterized. Bases 1 to 699 code for a protein of 232 amino acids. Lineage: Eukaryota; Metazoa; Chordata; Actinopteri; Cyprinodontiformes; Rivulidae. The record is from RefSeq and is a predicted model, not a curated record. The transcript has a single exon.
AUGUGGGUGGAAUACGCCCACAACACCCUGGUUUCAUCCUCCACCGGUCUUACCCCUUUCGAGGCGUCCCUGGGAUACACACCUCCUUUGUUCCCUCAGGAGGAGAAGAACAUCCUGGUCCCUUCCAUCCGAGAACACGUCGCCAGGUGCAAGAAGGUCUGGACUGAGGCAAGAGAAGCUCUAGAGAGAGCUGCCGGGACCAGUAAAAGAACCGCCGAUAAAAGGAGAGUGGACGCUCCGGACUACAGGGUCAACCAAAGGGUAUGGUUAUCCACCAAGGACGUCCACCUAAAAGACCUACCCAGAAAGAUGGCCCCCAGGUUCAUUGGACCCUACCCCAUUGACAAGAUCAUCAGUCCUACUGCGGUAAAACUAAAAUUACCCCCAUCCAUGCGUAUUCAUCCUACUUUUCACGUCUCACAGAUUAAACCCGUCAACACCAGUAAACUGUGCCCUCCUCCGGAACCACCUCCACCUCCCAUUCUGGUCGAUAAGCAACCUGCUUACUUGGUCAGCCGUAUCCUGGACGCCAGAAGAAGAGGAAGGGGCUUCCAAUUUCUGGUGGAUUGGGAAGGCUAUGGACCAGAAGACAGAUCUUGGAUCCCUGGAUCAUUUAUCCUCAACCCCACACUCAUCUCGGAUUUUUUCCGAGACCACCCUGAAAAACGGACACUUAGAUCGUCAAGAGACGAUCGUUAAGGGGGGGGGGGGUUCUGUAGAG